UUAAUUUUAAACAUCAACGAGCCUAAUGUCAUACGCAUACCUUGACAAAUCAAAAUCUAGAAAGCUUUACAUUCAUCUAAAAUGAAGAGGGAGGUGAAUAUUUUCCCUUUAUAGGCUGCAUGCAUUAUCUGUCUACCGCGUGUAACGUACCGAGAAUUUGACAGGAGUCUGAAGUUGAAUCUACUAUGAUGAUGUGGUGCGUGUGAGGUUUAACAACAUAUGGAUACAAUCCUCGAAUUGAGGAGAGACUGUAGUCUAUGAAAUACCAUGUAAUUUUGCUGACAAAUACAAUUAAAAGGUGCUAUAAGAUAGGUAUUUCUCACGGUAAGCUUUAGUACAAAAUUGGUCGAAUCCUGCCUUGGAAUUUGCAGGAGAAUAUCGAACGGCUAGUCGCCUCUUGCCCGAAGUUGUCCAUGAGAGAGCUCAUCGUUCGAUCGGGAAGGAAAGAAAAGGUGUAUUAUUGGAGAAGGAAUGGCGAGCGCAUCUUCAGAGAAGGAAUUCCUUAUGCAGAUAGGUUCGCUCAAUCAGGUACCAACUGGUGCCCUCCAUUGCCGUUGGAUCAUCCAUCCCCUUCACAACCCGUGACUGCAGACCAGUCUCUUCUCACUCGGGCAUUUGCACAAACAGCUGCUGUUCGUGUCCGCUUCUUCGUUUCACAAACUUGGCGGGAGCUUUAUUCAGUCAGCUGGGAGAGGAGGAGAAGAAGAAGAAGAAUGCGAGGCAUCAUGAGCAUCAGAAGGUUCGACAAGGCGGCGGACUUCCCCAUGAUCCUCCGCAACGCCUUCUCCCGUCUAGCAGGUGUUCAUUUCUGUCCAUCUCCACAUGCUCUCGACUCACCGUCCCCUGUAAUGGCCUCCGCUUCGAGCCCCUUCUGUAGUGAAGCAGCCUCCACUGCGUCUCUUCCCUCUUUCGGGUCCUCUGCUGCUGCCUCUGAUCACCCUUCUUGUUCUUCGCUGUCGCGCUUGUCUUCCGCGUUUCCGAGUGAUCACUCAGAUGAGCCGGGACUCGCUGCCUCCGCGGGCAUCCGUGUUGAUGAUCUCGAUUGCAGCGAAGAAGAAGCAGAAGAAGACGACGAUGAAGUUGGCCUUUUGCCGGAGAGUUUGCUGGAGAAGGCUCCUGAGCUUCACGUGAAAACGAUCGUGGACAUACUCCGGGACCCGGGUCACGGCCUUCCGGAAAAGAAAGCAGCUCUCGAGCAUUGCAUUAUUGCCGCGACUUCAGCUCUGGUCGUGGAGGUUCUCUCUCGGGUCCGAAACGACUGGGAAGCGGCCUUCACGUUCUUCCUCUGGGCAGGGAAGCAGCCCGGGUACACCCAUUGCCUCCGGGAAUUCCACUCUAUGAUCUCCAUCCUCGCGAAGAUGCGGAAGUUCGACACUGCCUGGGCCCUGAUCGAUGAGAUGAGGGGGCGUGGCGACCGACCGUCUAUGGUAACUCCUCAUACCCUCCUGAUCAUGAUUAGAAAGUACUGCGCCGUUCAUGAUGUGGGUCGGGCUGUGAAUGCCUUCUACUUGCACAAGAAGUAUGGGCUUGAAGCUGGGAUUGAUGAGUUUCAAGGUCUGCUGUCCGCCCUUUGUCGGUAUAAGAAUGUGCAGGAUGCCGAGCACUUGAUGUUCUGCAAUAGGACUGUGUUCCCACUCAACACGAAGAGCUUUAACAUAAUACUGAAUGGCUGGUGUAAUGUGAUUAUUAGACCCCGGGAUGGAGAGAGGAUUUGGAGAGAGAUGGGCAAGAGAGGAGUGGCUCACGAUGUGGUCUCUUAUGCAAGUCUGAUGUCGUGCUAUUCGAAAACGAAUAGCCUAAACAUGGUGCUCAAGCUUUUCAACCGUAUGAAGCAGCAGGGAAUCUCACCUGACAGGAAGGUUUACAAUGCCGUCAUUCAUGCGCUUGUGAAGGCCAAGCACGUCAAUGAAGCCGUGAAUCUGUUGAAGACCAUGGAAGAGAAAGGCAUUGUGCCUAAUAUUGUCACGUAUAAUUCAUUAAUUAAGCCUCUUUGCAAGGCCAGGAGACUCGACGAGGCUAGAAAGGUCUUUGAUGAGAUGCUGCAGAGGAGUCUUCGCCCAACAGCUCGCACUUUUAAUGCCUUCCUGCGUAUCUUAAAGACUGGAAAAGAGAUAUUUGAGCUCUUGGAGAAGAUGAAGGAUAUGGGGUGCCCACCAUGUUAUGAUACCUACAUCAUGCUGAUCAGAAAAUUCUGUCGAUGGCGUCAACUUGAUGAUGUCUUCAGAUUAUGGAGUGAGAUGAGCGAAAAUGGACUAUUUCCUGAUCGUAGUUCUUACAUUGUGCUAAUACAUGGGCUCUUCUUGAAUGGGAAGUUGGAGGAAGCACACAAAUAUUACGAGGAGAUGAAAUCCAAACAGUUUCUCCCAGAGCCGAAAACAGAUGAAAUGCUUCAGGCAUGGAUUUCUGGGAGAGAAGUAGCAGAGUGGGGGACAAUGGAAAAUCAGUCGGAUUGUAAUCAGUUAAAUAAAACUGUUACCAAAAAGUUUGAUGAGGAAAGAGAUUUCCUUCGGCAACCUGAAACCAGAAGAGUGGUGAGAAAGCAAGGAUAUUCGUUUUGGGAGAAGUAACUUAUUGGGGAAUGAUAUUUCAGCUGGAACAUUGUUAGUGUUUCAUCCAUGAUCACGACAGUAGAUCACCAACGACCUUCAACAUGUAGUUGAUCUGAGCAAGCUAAAAUUAGGAUCCUGUAUUCGUAAGAUGCUUUAUACUUGUAUAGUAUAUCGAAUCUCUAAGGUUCCAGCUUUUUGUUCAUGAUUUGUUCCUUUCAUAAUUUCAUUCAGAUAAAAAAAUGACCAUGUUAAUGUAUACAUGACUCUGGCAGCUUUGAAUCUUGUACGAGUGCUACUCUGGCAACUUUUAUCAAUGUUUGUGCUUCACUUAUGUUUUUA
Molecule: messenger RNA, 2888 nt
Organism: Punica granatum (pomegranate)
Lineage: Eukaryota; Viridiplantae; Streptophyta; Magnoliopsida; Myrtales; Lythraceae
Source: RefSeq, a predicted model, not a curated record